This is a messenger RNA of Pseudoliparis swirei, 1977 nucleotides long. RefSeq names its product protein NATD1 (gene natd1). The transcript has 3 exons. The record is from RefSeq and is a predicted model, not a curated record. Lineage: Eukaryota; Metazoa; Chordata; Actinopteri; Perciformes; Liparidae. Bases 72 to 407 code for a protein of 111 amino acids.
UCUUGCCCAUUUCUGGUUAGCAAAGCUGCAAAGUAGCAUAGCAGCCAUCGUCAGUUGGACUACUAUAUACUAUGGCACAGGCGGCGCAGGCGACUGUCUUCGACGCAAGCAACUCUCAGAUACAAGUGGAACACGAUAAAAAGCGUCGGCAGUUUGUCAUAAGACUAAAUGGAUCUCAUGAUCGUGCAGUCCUUCUGUAUGAAUACGUUGGGAAGAAGACGGUGGACUUGCAACACACUGAAGUUCCAGAUGCUUACAGAGGUAGAGGAAUAGCAAAGCACCUGGCCAAGGCAGCCAUGGAUUUUGUGGUGGAAGAGGAUCUGAAAGCUCACUUGACCUGCUGGUACAUUCAGAAAUACGUCAAAGAGAAUCCUCAACCUCAGUACUUUGAACAUAUUUAUCAAUGACCAUACAUGGCUCUGACAGAGAGGAGAAGGAGAAAGAGACUCCCGGGGAAUAAAUACUGUGUGACACCUUGCUGUGGAGUUACAGGUGACGUACAACAGAAGACCCGUCAGGCUUUGUUAAACAUGACAUUGAGUGGCUCCAGAGACGACUGAUCUCACGGCACAGACGUCCGUGAGCCGAUUGUUGGGUCUUCGGGUCGGUAACACGGGAUUACGCCAGAAACAGGAAGUGAAUCAGCUGGUCACCACUCGUAACAACAUGAGCAAAUAAAUUAACCUCAGACGGAAACGUUCAGGAUGCAUACUCUUCACUGAUUGGAAGCAAAGGUCAGGCCUGUGAUGGGCACAGAUGUGAGUCAAAUCUUAUAAUAGUUUUUAUUGUCCUCCUUUGGACUCGUUGGAUGUGAGCAGCUCUCCUUGAGGAACGACCCAGCUGUCUUUCUCUAUGAUGGGGAUGGCGGCGUUUCUGAUGCUCAAACAGGAAUGAAUUUUACAUUUCGACCCUCUUCUGAUAUUCUUUUGUUUUUAUUAUUGUUCCAUUUGCCUUUGUCUUCUUGCGUAGAAAUAUUUUCUUCAGGCUGAAAUGCUAAUUUGAUGAGUUGUGAAUGCUAAACUAAUAUUUAAAACAACUUGGUCAAAAGAGGAAGAGAUUGCAGAGAGGUAUAGGCAUUAAUUUAAUGGGUACUGGGCAGUUAAAUAAAUUAAAUAUAAUCUUUCUUUUAAAUUGAUUUCCCCAAAAUCUAAAUUUUGUUCCACUGUUACUCUAUCCACUCCCACUCUGUCAAGUAACAUAAGUGUACCGUUCUUCAUUGGAGUCGUACAUUGAUCAGUCAAAGAUGCAGGGAUUUGUAAACCAAAGAACACAAACUGAGGAUGUCCAACUUUGAAGACAAAGCUCAUGCAUGUGUUAAAUAUUACAGACACAUGUGAUAAAUUGGGUCUGAAGCUUGUCCCUGUGUGGUACAACACUUCAAUGUGGAUAUGGAUUCAUAUAUCUGACCAAAACCAGCAUUUUAAAAAACAGCACUGUUAUUUUCAGGGCAUUUACAUCGUAUAGCGUCCAUUGUCCUCAGUAAAAUAACACUGGAUGGCCGGAUCUUAUACGCUUGUUUUCUUCUUGUCAUUUGAUCUGUUUUUGUUGUUGUUUUUGUUUUUGUAAACCCACAUGACUACUUUCACCAGCUGAUGCAAACACGAUGAAGGUCAUCAUGGAUGUUUUUACUCGUAAAACAAAACCAAACCCUUUCUUGGCUCUUCAGGAGCUUUUGCUGUUGACAAUCUUUAGUGUUGAGGAGAAAACAACCUCAGGUUGCUCAACACUGGCAGGACACACAACCUGCAUUGCAGACUCUCUUAAACUACUUUAAUCACCUAGAAUUAAUUGCAGGAAACCAUAUUUCUUUUUGUAAAACAUUCCUUUAGGUUACACACUCCUAUUGAUAGACCCAGAAAUCCAAUGACUUAUUUCAUUUAUGUUUAUAUUUGUGUACCAAUUCUUGUCAUAUUGUUUUGUGCUUUUUACUUUUUUUCCAUUCUUGUUGUCUAUUAAUAAAUAAAACAAUACUCAUUA